Rhipicephalus sanguineus (brown dog tick) is the source of this 3421-nucleotide messenger RNA. RefSeq lists its product as uncharacterized. The coding region runs from base 432 to 1862 and encodes 476 amino acids. The transcript has 2 exons. NCBI's taxonomy places the organism in Eukaryota, Metazoa, Arthropoda, Arachnida, Ixodida, Ixodidae. The record is from RefSeq and is a predicted model, not a curated record.
UCUUUUUAUCGCGCAUAUUUUUGUCUCCUCUUAGUUCCCAUUGUACCGCUUACCGUUGCCCUUGUCAUAAUUAAAUGUUUGUUUGUUUCGUAUCAAAUGUCCGUGUCCGCUCAAUGAGUCCGUCAGUCAUCCUGCACACCACUACACGUGCAACCCCGCACGGGUCGACCGACCAUUACAAAUUCGAUAUGCACCACUCCGAGGCCUUUCAGGCGUCGCAGGCCUAAGCGUAAAGUGGAAGCCUGCGAGUCUGCCGCAACGCCGUUGUUAGAUCGGCGGGGGCCUCACCGAAGUGUGUGACAUAAUCUGGCGUCCGCGACAGGACUGGCCGACCAGGUGGUGGUGUCUGGAGGACUGACGUAACUCUGAGCGUGAGCGCACAGCAUGUAGCCGUCCUGUGAUUGUUUUUUGUUCGGCAGCUGUUUGUAGCUAUGGAGGGCACGGACUUGGAUAAACUUAUUGAACAGGGCAAGACCUUUGGUUUUAAAGGCAAAGAGUUGUAUAAUUUCGUAGAAACAGAACGAAAUAGACGGAAAGAGGAGCGCGAUGCUGAACGAAUGUGGUACAGGCAACAUGCGGAAUUCCUGAUGGAACGAGAAAAGGAAAAAUCGAGGAUAAGAAUAGAAGAAGAGAAAGAACGUUUGAAAUUGAGACAGUGCAUGACGCAGUCGGAUGACAGGUCAGUCUCUAAGGUGCCUAGUCGCGUGAACGACCCUGGCCGGAACGAGUUGGUGCAGCCAUACCUCGAAUACGUUCGAAGAUUAGGCCAGAAAAUUGAAAGCAGGCGGCACGAGUUGGAGCCAUUAAAUGUAAUGCACGAAAGGUGCAAAGAGGCCGAAUGCACUGAACCAUCGGGAGUUGGACAAAAGGAUAGUACGUGUGAUGCGAACAGCCAGUUCAAGGCAAAACUUAAUGUUUUUGCUGCCGAAAGUGCCGUUGUGGCAACACAGUCCACUGAAGGGAACAGUAAUGUCGACGAGGGGCUGUGCCGGCAGAGUUCUGCUAAUACAGAAAGGCCAUCUGUAAUUGACUUGGCACAGUCACCGUGUAUGUUCGUCGCCAUGGCAGCUAACAGUGACGUUCGCAGUACUACCGGCCUGACAGGCGAGAACCCCUGUAGAGACAGCGGGUCAGAGCCAUGUGCUGAAGCACAUUGCGAACCAGAUAAUGCAGUUGCACAGAGCUCAUUCAGGGGCGAGCGGCGCAGCCCUGAAGAAGACAUCUGCAGUGUUCCAAAAUUGGAUGAGCUCUCCGCCCGUCUUGGUGUCGAUUUCAGCACAAAUCAUCCCGGCUGUGCGGACAGUAUGACAGUUGAACCUGACGAGGCUAGUUCUGCUCUGCAGAUGAUAGGCGCAGAUUUGCCAAAAGAGAUCACCACAAAAUGUACCAAAAGAAAAAGACUCCGCACAAACAAGAGAGCAGCAAAGGGUGUAAAGCAACCCAAGAAAAGGAGAAUUGCCAAACGGCAAACCACGCCACGAAAGCUUCGUUUGAAUUUUGUGGCAUUCGCGAGUUGGGUGCGUCCAAACGCUCUAAACCGCCCGACUGGUGGAAGGGUGAGGCAUGCACCUGUUGCUCAAGCGCAGAUAAAAGGCAACGUGAGACGACAAUCCUCGUCGCUUCCCUGUGCUGUUCGAAGCGCGGAAUGCAUGGACAGGGAGCGCCUUAUGGCAGGGAGACGCGUUGUUGGAAGACCCGUUUUCGUAAAACGAGGUGUUGAUGAAGGCAUGCAACCAGGGGGCGAAUUGGCGGGACACAGGCGUCGUUGUAGCUACCGUCAUGUAUAUUGUGUUCCCUGGUAUGCAAGAGCCGCUUCAAAAGAGCGGCCACCUCGAGCGCGGGUCAGAGUUAGUUCCUUUUAAAUGAAGCGGAACCAAAUGGCAAAUGACAAGUUUCCGAAAAACAAGUUUUGGUUUGUUGCCUUGUCUACUUGGGAGUGUUAUGUUUGGUUCUCUCCUGGAGCAGCUAUUUUCCUUAGGUUGGUUCGUUGAGAGUAUUUUUCAAUUUUUUCGUGAGAUGAUCCGCCGUUUAAUACGUUUUGCGCUUGUAGUUCAUGAAGCUUUGUUGUAGCGACAAUAUUUUUUUGCAAGUAGGUAGGCCUCUUAUAGAGUUUAGUGUUCAAGGCCUAUCACGGCACGCGUUUGUGUUAUUUGUGCGAGGAUGUUAAGGUGCCUCUGAGAAUGUAGGGGCAGAUUACAUGAGUCGAGUCGAUGAUGAAGAGGCUUGCACAAAUUCGAUGAUACGCGGAUGAAGGCGUCACGUACAGGGAUCUAUAGCUCUGUAGUUCUCUUCUUUACUCCUCUCAUACGGGCGCAUUUUUUUGUUUUGCGCGAAUGCGUCGUAUCGCCCCAAUAAUGUUCUUGGUCUUUCGCUCUUGUUUUAGUUUUGGAAAUGCCCGUGGGUUUUUCCUAGCGUGCCACGUAAUACAUGUACUGUGAUGACCAUCUUGUUGCGAUGCGUAUCAUUGUUUCGCCCAAAAUGAUGGUUAGAAUAUAACUCACUCUUGAAGUGUUAUUAUAUCUUGUAAGUGUGUAGCCGUGACCGGGUGCGCGAGAUGUGACUUUGUCCAUAUUGUGACAGUGAAGUGGUGUGCGUCUUGUGUUCUGUGCGAUGUCGUCCAUAUAAGUGAAAUGGUGCGUGAAAAGGAAACGCGUUCGUGAACGACCGGGACAUGAAACUCUCUCGAACACUGUGCGUUUGUGAUUUUCUUGAAUAUUACGCAGUAAUAUUCUUGAGGUGGAGGCUGUGUCACAAACGUCUGGAAUUCUCGCUCGCCCGUCCCUUCGUGCCUUGGGAAGGGCGCCGUGGUGUCGGCCGCGGCCUAACAGGCGCCAGGCCCCGGAGACGAAGGUCGAACACGGCGACGCUCGGUUUAGAGAAAAGAGGUGCGGUGACAGGCAAACACCUCUCGCUUCCCGGAGCCGUUUCGAAUCGAGGAGAAAGCCGUGGUCUGUUCACCAUUAGUUUUGACGACCGGCGCGGCGGUCUCCGGCUCGCGGAGGAGAGGAAAUGGGUGAAGACAUCCGGGGACAGCAACAUCAAUUAUCUCGGACGUAGCCCCACGAGCCUGCUGUCACGCAUCAACAGCAAGAGAGAAUUUGACUGCUUACGGCAGUUGACGUUGAACCAGCGAAGAGCGCGGUCAUCGGUGUCGCGAGUCUCGCGUAGGCGGCGAGCGCGGAGUGUCCCGCGCAACGAAUCGAGUCGGCUGCAACACCGGGCACCCUCGUCGUCUACCGAAGCUGCGAGUCCAUCGACGGCACCACGUCACCUCCCCUACGAGUACCACGUGCUGGAAUGGUCCGUACGGAACUUUUUAUUGUGUUUUUUUUUUGUUACCGUUUUUCUUUUAUUUGAACCAGCUUUAAAAUAUUGUAUCAUGGUGCGCUGCGUCGCAUAAAAGCUCCGAAGCGGGAGCGCG